This is a messenger RNA of Drosophila nasuta, 2491 nucleotides long. It is a transcript of the gene SLC5A11, whose product is annotated as Sodium/solute co-transporter-like 5A11. Gene Ontology annotation, cellular component: membrane. Gene Ontology annotation, biological process: transmembrane transport; sodium ion transport. Lineage: Eukaryota; Metazoa; Arthropoda; Insecta; Diptera; Drosophilidae. Bases 123 to 1934 code for a protein of 603 amino acids. The record is from RefSeq and is a predicted model, not a curated record. Gene Ontology annotation, molecular function: symporter activity. The transcript has 7 exons.
UUAACUUUUUGCUGUGUUCGCUUUCAUCUUCAUUUUCGCAUUUGACGCGUUUUUGGCGGCGUUUCUUUUUCUCUCUGCGCCGCAUUUCGCUUUCGAGUGACAUUUACGAAUAAAUAAUCAGCAUGGAAGUGGCGGAAAGCUACAGAUUUGGUAGCGUCGACUACAUUGUAUUUCUGGGCAUGAUUGUCCUGUCCACGGGUACAGGCAUUUACUUUGGCUGCAUCAAAAAGAGCAAGAAAUCCAUUGACGAUGUAGAACCAACGCUACCCACCACAACUAGUACUACAACCACAAGCAGCAUGGAGACUCGAAAACAUGACUUUGGUUCAGAAAAGAUGAGCGAAUAUCUGUUGGGAUCGCGACAACUAAAAGUAUUUCCAGUUGCCAUGAGUCUGAUAGCCAGCUAUGUAUCGGGCGUUACAAUACUGGGCACUACAUCCGAGAUAUACAAUUUUGGCACACAAUACUGGUUUAUAGCGAUUGCCAUCAUACUGCAGGGAAUUGCCGUCUCCUACAUCUACAUUCCCGUAUUUGCAACUCUUCAAGUCGGCUCGUCAUAUGAGUAUCUGGAAAUGCGUUUCCAUUCGGUUAUACGCAGCAUCGCUUCCUUUAUGUUCAUUCUAGAUGAGAUACUCUUUCUGCCUUUUGUGGUUUAUGUGCCGGCCAUAGCUCUUAACCAAGUCUCCGGCAUCAAUUUGCAUGUGAUAUCGGCGGUGAUUGUGAUCGUGUGUGUCUUCUACACCUUUGUGGGCGGUAUUAAAGCGGUGGUGCACACGGAUGCCUGGCAGACACUGGUAAUGUUCCUUUCUGUGCUGGCUGUAGCCGCCUUGGGCACAUAUUAUGCCAACGGCUGGGACAAACUGUUUGGCGAUGCUGCCAAGGGCGGUCGUUUGAUAUUCUCGAACACGAAUCCUUCGCCCUAUGUGCGACACACCGUGUGGAGCGUGCUCAUUGGCGGAUUCUCAUACUGGACGUCGUUUAAUGCCGUCAAUCAGACAAUGGUGCAGCGUUACAUGUCGCUGCCAUCGCUAAAGCAGGCGCGUGCAUCGAUGGCCAUAUUUACGAUUGGUGUGGCUGCCUUUGUCUCGGUUUGCUGCUAUGUGGGACUGCUCAUCUUUGAGAUGUAUCAGGAUUGUGACCCAUUGAGCGCGGGCCUCAUCACUCACGACGAUCAGCUGUUGCCAUUGUAUGUGGUGCAGAGUGUGGGGCAUAUUCCUGGCAUCGCUGGUCUCUUUAUUGCAGGCAUCUUUGGCGCCGCGUUGAGCUCAUUAUCCGUGGUGCUGAACUCCACAUCGCUGGUCAUUCUGGAGGAUAUUGUGCGCGGCUGCUUCAAGAUGCGGCCGAGCGAGCGCGCCUCCACGGUGCUUGUCAAGACGUCCAUCAUUGUGCUGGGCGUGGUGGCGCUCUCGCUGGUCCUGGUGCUCGAGCAGUUGAGCGGCAUUCUGAGCAUCUGCACCUCCAUGACGGCCAUUGCUGCGGGCACCACGUUUGGUCUGUUUACGCUGGGUAUGCUGGUGCCAUGGGCCAACAAUAUCGGGACAGCAGUAGGGGGUAUUGCUGGCGCUUUGCUCGCGGGCUGGAUAUCAUUUGGCACACAAAUCACCAUAGCAGCGGGUGGACUUAAUUCGCAGAAGUUGCCAGUGUCCGUGGAGAGCUGUGCAGCGAAUGUCACAUUGCCCGACAGCGUUUGGGUGGAUGAGGAGCAAGUGUUUCCAUUGUAUCGACUAUCAUAUCAUUGGAUCAAUCCCAUUGGUGUUGCUACAGUUAUUGUGGUUGGUGCCAUUGUCUCGCUGUUCACAAAACCCACAGAGCUGAAAUCACUGGAUCCGGAUCUGAUAUCGCCAGUAUUGCAUAGAUGUUUGCCAAAGGAAUGCUUCGUGGGACGCAAUCAUCAUGCGCAGGCGCAAACGAACCUGCUGAAUGGUCAAUCAUAGACAAUACGCCUCACUUCCACACAAAAAAGAAGAGCAAGUAGUUAGCCAAAAUAUUAUAUUCCUAUUAUCGAGUGUAGUUAUAAGUGUAGUUGUAGCUUAAUUUAUCUUUAGUCUAGUAGUACAAAUUGCAGUUUGAUUUUGCAAGAACAAAAAAUUGGCGCGCACAUUGUAACAAGGUACAGGAAUCUAUGAAUCUGCAUAUCCUUUUUUUGUUUAGUUUCACAUUCAUAAUGUAUGUACAUCAUGUUUAUAUUUAGUUUUGAAUCCUAAUUUGUGUUUCCUUUGCAUCCAGUUCAUUUGUAUAAUUUCUUUGGCAUUUUUGUUUUGUUUGUCGGCAGACUCCCGAUGUGUGUAUAUUCCGUGUGGACUUAGCAAGCAUUAUGUCUGUGAUAAAAGUAUUCAUAAAUAUACAUACAUAUUUCUAUGUACUAUAUAUCAGCAAAUGGCUGUUGCGUUUGUUAAUUGUUAAUUGAUAUGCCGCAAAAAUGUGAUAAAUGUUUUUAUGAGUGUGAGCAAUCCUAGCAUUAUGCUACCUAAAAUGUUAGCCCCUAAUUUGG